AAUGCAAAUCCUGGGGCCUUUCUGUAAAUUAACUUAAAAAUCUCGUCUCCUUCGCCUCCCACGAGAAAAAAGAGGCCUUAUUCAUCAUCAUCAGAGCAAAAAGGUCUCUCAAACUGCAAUAAGUCCAAGGUUGCAUGGAUUUCUUUGCUUAAAGUGUUCAUUAGAGAAAUAUUGCAACUUUAGUUUCUAGGUUCAUCUUGUGUUGUUUUUUAUUUAUUUGCAUAAAAGACGUACUUCAGAUAAUUGAUCCAAAAGAGUUGUGUGCUUAGUUAUGGAAUCUUUGUGGAAGCUUUUAUUUUUACUUGAGCCUGCCCCUGUUACUCUCGUAGUUACAGCAGUGGCUGUUACAUUUGGAUCUGCAUUUCGUGCUCUGAAUUAUGGGAAAGAAAUGGAGCGGAACCAUGACUUGUCAGGAGCAUCUAUAACUUUAGAUAGGUCUCAAGCACUAAUGAUCCCAAUAAUGAGCUCCUGCAGUUUGCUUUUGAUGUUUUACCUUUUUUCUUCUGUCUCACAACUCCUGACUGCAUUCACGGCUAUUGCCUCUGUUUCAUCCCUUUUCUUCUGUCUAUCCCCUCAUGUUGCCCAUUUGAAAUCACAAUUUGGUUUGGCUGACCCAUUUGUGUCUCGGUGCUGUUCAAAGUCGUUUACCAGAAUACAAGGGUUAUUGUUGUUGGCGUGCAUCCUCACAGUUGCAGCUUGGCUUGUUUCAGGGCAUUGGAUUUUGAACAAUUUGUUGGGUAUCUCCAUAUGUAUUGCAUUUGUCAGUCAUGUGCGCCUUCCAAACAUCAAAAUAUGUGCAAUGCUUCUUGUAUGUUUGUUUGUGUAUGACAUAUUCUGGGUUUUCUUCUCUGAAAGAUUUUUCGGGGCUAAUGUCAUGGUAUCGGUGGCAACACAACAAGCAUCAAACCCUGUUCACACGGUAGCUAAUAGUUUGAGUCUUCCUGGCUUACAAUUGAUAACAAAAAAGAUAGAGUUGCCUGUAAAGAUUGUUUUUCCAAGGAAUUUGUUGGGUGGUGCAUCCCCUGGUGGAAGUACAGCAGAUUUCAUGAUGCUCGGUCUCGGUGACAUGGCUAUUCCUGCCAUGCUUCUAGCAUUAGUCCUCUGUUUUGAUCAUCGAAAGAGUAGGGAAACAGUAAAUCUUUUAGAUUUACAUUCCUCAAAGGGGCACAAAUAUAUAUGGUAUGCCCUACCUGGGUAUGCUAUUGGACUGGUGACUGCUCUUGCAGCUGGCAUUUUGACUCACUCACCUCAGCCUGCUCUUCUUUAUCUGGUACCUUCAACGUUGGGACCCGUAAUUUUCAUCUCCUGGUUAAGGAAGGAACUAGCUGAAUUAUGGGAAGGAAGCACGCCAAAUCUCAAUGACAAGGCUAGACAAAUUGAAGUCUGAGCCAUUUCUUUAUGUGGUACCAACGCUAGGCCACAUCAGGGCAUGUGGAGCCUUUUGGUUGUAUAUUCCUUUGGAUGUUUUCUGUCACUGAAAAGUAGAGCAAUACGAUGUUUUACAUUAUGGCAUUAACUUUGCGAAUGAUAUAUUUACCUAAUGGAAGGCAGAAAGCAAACUUGGUGAGCCAAGUGUGUCUUUAACAAGUUGCAUAUCACAAGACUAAUGAUUUGCUCUAAAGAUGCUUUCUGGUCUUCCAUUUUUGCUUGAAAAGGUAUCAUAGUGUUAUUUAUGUACUAUUUGGCUGGAUUGCCAUGCUCAAUCAACCAACAUAGGCUAAAUCCAGAAGCAACAGACCAAUGCUCUUGUACACUCCCUUGGUAGAGGGCAACUCCAUGGUAUUUGGUUUAGAGUUCAACAUCACAGACGUGUUCCGAUGGUUGAUGCAUCAGUUGAAGAAAUGGAAUGAACAUAAGAUGCCUUGACUGAUGGUAAAGUGUGCCAACUCCUUUAUGAAGGCCAACAAUCUGUUUAAAUGGCGAUACUAAGUUACACCUUCACUUUCAUCCUCUACAGAUCAAUUUUAAAUACUA
Molecule: messenger RNA, 1974 nt
Organism: Durio zibethinus
Lineage: Eukaryota; Viridiplantae; Streptophyta; Magnoliopsida; Malvales; Malvaceae
Product: signal peptide peptidase-like 1
Biological process (GO): membrane protein proteolysis
Cellular component (GO): cytoplasmic side of endoplasmic reticulum membrane; Golgi-associated vesicle membrane; lumenal side of endoplasmic reticulum membrane
Molecular function (GO): aspartic endopeptidase activity, intramembrane cleaving
Source: RefSeq, a predicted model, not a curated record